CUGUACACAUUUGGUUGCCGGCCGACCACACAGUUCCCCCCAAAACCCGCGAACAUCUCCCGCAUACCCCCGCAGCAACAGCAGCAGCUCGGCCGUCAUCGACAGCCCUCUCUCCGCCACUCCCACCAACAACACCACCAGCACAACCACUACUGCAACCACCAUCAUCACCACUAUUGCCACCACCAUCACCAACACCACCACCACCAUAGCGUUACAUCUUUUCUAACACACUCUAAAAUACAUAAAAAUUCACCUUCUGAUUGCUGGAUUGCGGGUAGAAUGCAAAGAAAAAAAGAAGGCAAAACCUUGACAACAGUGAUAUAUACCAUAACAGUUUCUCCUCGUUAA
Molecule: messenger RNA, 351 nt
Organism: Enterobius vermicularis (human pinworm)
Lineage: Eukaryota; Metazoa; Nematoda; Chromadorea; Rhabditida; Oxyuridae
Source: the annotation of a GenBank genome assembly